This is a messenger RNA of Fusarium keratoplasticum, 963 nucleotides long. RefSeq lists its product as uncharacterized. Lineage: Eukaryota; Fungi; Ascomycota; Sordariomycetes; Hypocreales; Nectriaceae. The transcript is spliced from 2 exons. The record is from RefSeq and is a predicted model, not a curated record. The coding region runs from base 1 to 963 and encodes 320 amino acids.
AUGCCUUCUCUCAAAGCUACCAUCUUUGCUCUCUUUGCUGGCUCUGCCCUGGCAAGUCCUGCUGGUAUCAGACUCAGCGAGAGGCAGCUUCACUACCAUGACAUGUCCAAGAGGCAGAAUGAAGCUGCGGCUAAGCUUGGUCUCAACGACUUUGACAUUCUGCAAUUCGCCUUGACUCUCGAGCAUCUCGAAGAGACCUUUUACCGCGAAGGCUUCACCACCCUCUCAGACGCCGACUUUGCUCCCCUGGGUCUCUCCGCAGAGUCCCUCGGCGACCUCAAGGCCAUCGGAAAGACAGAGGAGUCUCACGUCGUGCUCCUCCAGGGCGCCAUUGCUCAGGCCGGCUUCCAGCCCGUCCAGGCUUGCAAGUACGACUUUGCCGGAGCCACCAAGGACCCGGCUCUCAUGGUGGCUACUGCUGCCAUCCUCGAGAGCGUCGGCGUGUCGGCCUACCUCGGAGCUGCACCGCUUCUUUCGGAUCCCGGUGUUCUUGGUGUUGCCGGUGCUAUUCUCACCGUCGAGGCCAGACAUCAGACAGCCAUUCGAGUCUUUUCCCAAGCCAAGGCCGUCCCCCAGCCCCUGGACACACCUCUGGGUCCCAAGGCCGUCUUCUCCCUAGCUGCCCCCUUCAUCGUCGAGUGCCCCGAAGGCUCCAACCUUAUUCUUGAGGCUUUCCCCAAGCUUGCCAUGGCCGAGGGUCAGACCGCUGAAGCCGUCGUUGUCGGAGCCCCCAUCAAGCUGGCUUCGGACGCGGCGGCUGGUGCCACUCACUGCGCUUUUACCUCUGGAGGAAUCAUUCCCGGAGGCACAAAGUUCACCAAGUUCACCGCUGCCGAGGGCUGUGAGGUGCCAAAGGAGGUCGCGGGCGUUACAUAUGUCUCGUUGGCCAGUGCUGGACCCCUGGAUGGUGUCUUGACCGAUGAGAUCACCGUGGCUGGGCCCAUGGUUCUUACCAUCUCCUAG